Molecule: messenger RNA, 5012 nt
Organism: Corythoichthys intestinalis (scribbled pipefish)
Lineage: Eukaryota; Metazoa; Chordata; Actinopteri; Syngnathiformes; Syngnathidae
Gene: ptpn2a
Product: protein tyrosine phosphatase non-receptor type 2a
Exons: 9
Coding region: 239-1459 (406 amino acids)
Biological process (GO): negative regulation of ERK1 and ERK2 cascade; peptidyl-tyrosine dephosphorylation; negative regulation of receptor signaling pathway via JAK-STAT
Cellular component (GO): cytoplasm; nucleus
Molecular function (GO): non-membrane spanning protein tyrosine phosphatase activity; protein kinase binding
Source: RefSeq, a predicted model, not a curated record
AGUGUUGGCGUGCAGUGUCGUAGUGGAGUAGCAAACAGUGAGACAGGCGGAUAGAAAGACAGGCAGAAAGAAAGACAGACAGACAGACUCCCCGCAGGGAUCCCCACGGUCACAGUCUCACAGAUAGACGACUAUGUGUGCUAGUGUAGAUGGCUGCCAGAGAGGAGUAACUUGGUGAACGGUGUCGCCAACAUUAUUUAGUCACCUAGAAAGUGUCCAGGACGCUAUUCACAUUACAAUGGAGCGAGAAUUUGAAGACAUUGAUUUUUCCGGAGGAUGGCAGAACAUUUAUAACGAAAUCCGUACCCAAGCCAGUGAAUAUCCCUACAAUGUAGCAAAACUCCCCGUGAAUCGAAAUUUGAAUCGCUACAGAGAUGUUAGUCCAUAUGAUCACAGUCGAGUGAAACUUGAAAACUCUGAAAAUGACUACAUCAAUGCAAGUUUAGUCACAGUGGAAGAAGCCCAUAGAACUUACAUUCUUUCUCAGGGGCCUUUAAGGAAUACAUGUGGUCACUUCUGGCUGAUGAUUUGGGAGCAGUGUUCCAAAGCUGUUAUAAUGCUGAACAGAAUAAUUGAAAAGGGAUCCGAAAAGUGUGCACAGUACUGGCCCACUACGGAGGAACUACAGAUGUCUUUUACUGACACAGGUUUUGUUGUUAGCCUACUUUCGGAGGAGGACCAUUCCUAUUUCACAAUCAGAGUGCUAAAAUUACAAAACGUAAAGACAGGGGAGUGGAGAUCAAUUUAUCACUUUCACUACACCGCAUGGCCGGAUUUCGGUGUUCCAGAAUCGCCUGCCUCCUUUCUGAACUUCCUAUUCAAGGUUCGAGAGUCUGGUUCACUGGGCACAGUUCAUGGGCCCUCAGUUGUGCACUGCAGUGCUGGUAUUGGGCGUUCAGGGACCUUUGCCUUGGUCGACACCUGCCUAGUCUUGAUGGAUAGAAGGAAUAACCCAUCCUCAGUGGACAUACAGAAGGUCCUUCUGGACAUGAGAGAAUACCGCAUGGGCCUUAUUCAGACUUCUGACCAAUUGCGCUUCUCCUACAUGGCUGUCAUCGAGGGAGCCAAACUCCUUGGGACCAACAGUUUAAAAAAGAUGUGCGGAGAUUAUAUGGAGCCAGAUCUGCCUCCGCCUCCACCUCCACCCAGACCUCACUUAAACAACAGUAGACCUUCGCUGGAAUCUCAGGUCACCUCAAAAGACCAUAUGCCCUUGCUGGUAGAGAAGCCUCAGGAACAAGACCACAGCGAGGCAGAAAGCACUGGACACGUGAAGAAACGACACCGUGAAGAGAGGAUUGCGAGCACUUCACAGAAGGUUCAGCAGAUGAAACAGAGACUGACCGACUCGGAGAGAAAAAAAGAGAAGUGGCAGUACUGGAGACCCAUUUUGCUUAAUGUCGGCGCUGGUGCCGCGUUGGCUUUUGGUCUGCUGGUUUGCUGGAUGUACUCCCAGUGAGCCUCUCUGUCACUUGGAACUGACUCUUAUUUUGCACCAGUACCUGAGAUUAGGUACUUCUCAAUGUAGAUUUAGAGGGUAUUUAUUUCUUGAGGUCAUAUUGCAGGAGCUCUAGAUCAAAUGACUGUGUAUAUUUUUAAUAGAUUUAAACAAAAUUAGUAACAUCUCAGGAUCUUGGUGCCAGCAUGAAAAUUUCCUUUCCUUCUUGUUUCUGAAUGUACUGUAUCAUUUCAUAAACAAUUGGUAUGAAUGGUGCAGCAUUCUUCAUUAAAGGGAUCCUCGAUCUUAAAGACAAGUAAUUCUUAAAAGAUAAAUGUUAGUAUGAGUUAUAAUAAUUUGAUUUUAAAACCCCUCUUAAUGUUUUCGUUUUGAUAAAAUGUGUACAAUUAUUUGAACUGAUAGGUCGCCAUUCUUGUUGACGUCGCAGUGCGGUGACGUCACCGGGCCCGCAGCUGAACUUCCAGCGUGUCACUUGUUAGCUACCCCAACAUGUCGUCGGUUCUGCCCUUCCAAUUUGAACCAGAGCGGAAAAGUGAAGAGCAGGAUAGCACUGUCGGUCGUUCACAAGACGAGCAGUAAAGGCAAAAUGCAGAGCAAGAAAUACCUGCUUAAGACAAGAGUUGGGCAAAACUGAUGAUGUACUUGCAGCAAGUGCGUCUCAAUGACAACGGAGCGAGAGAGCGAAUGCUGUUGCGAGCUCCGGUUUUUGUUAGCAGAUCUUCAAGGUGAGCUAUUACGUAAUCAAACUUAUUCCAAUAUAAUUUUGUAAAUUGUUAGCAUCCAGAGCUGUCGUGUGCUUUACGUACAGUACAGGCCAAACGUUUGAACACACCUUGUCAUUCGUGCAUUUUAUUUUCAUGACUGUUGACCUUCUAAACUCUCACUGAAGGUAAUAAAACUAUGAAUGCUGCACACGUGUGAUAGUCAGGAUCGGAGUCAUGUCGUGGCUGACUUUCCUCAUUAAAUUCGUCAUCCGGAUUGCGUGUCCUCCAUGUCUUAUACAUCCAACUAGCGUUUAGCUACGUAAGGGUGGUCCAUAUUAAGUAGGAGUGUGACAAAAUAUCGAAAUAGUGAUAUAUCGUGAUACUUUGUAUCCCAAAAGGUUAUCGAUAUGCUCCUGCAAAGAAUCGAGAUAUUGUUUUAAAAAGGUGUCAAUGUCUUAAAAAAAAAAAAAAAAAAAAAAAAAGGAAUCAACAACUUGCUACCAAAAUCUUCCACCAUAAUAGUGUCUCAGUUAACUCUAAGGCUGCAUUGACGGUGCACAACGCCCAAUCCAUUUAGACUGUGGAUUUUCAGGGCAUUUACAGGUCACUUGCGGUUCAUUUUAGGGCCUUUAUAGGUCAUUUCGUGUUGAGUUUGAGUCACUGCCUAUUCAUUUGGGUUAUUCCCAGGUCACUUCCUGUUCUGUAACUCAAAAUAAACAGGAAGUGACCUGUUAAAUACCCCAAAAUCAACAGGAAGUAACUGAAAAUCAACAGUUAAAUGACCUUAAAUAGCCCAAAAUUACCUCAUUGCCUGGCAUUGGCUGCCACUGACGGCCAUAGACGUUCAAUCCAUUUGAAGUGGGAGGAAUGGCAGCGAAUGAACAUCCAAUGCAUCGAUAAUCAUCGUAUAGCCCUAUCGUCAGAUCAUCGUUAUCGUGAGCUUUGUAUCUCAAAUCGUAUCGUAUCGUGAGGUACCAAGAGGUUCACACUCCUAAUAUUAAGUGCUCGGCGUGCAUCAGCUGACCACUGUACCGCUGCAUCGGACGUGUCUGGAUCAGUUCGAGUGGCAGCAUCACUCAUAUUAGGUGAAUACUGAACAGACACACUUACUACUUGAUGAACUGACAGUAGAGGUAAAUUAUUAACUUCCUCUGUGACUAGCAGUACGCCAGAAGGUUCGCCUACCGCUCUAGCGACAGGAGCGGCUUGCCUGCUUAAGAGAGCGGCCAGCAGUUUGUCUUUGGCGCUUAAUUGCGCGCAUUUCACUCGCUAUCCGAGCACGUUGAGGCUUCUUGUGAGGGGAAAAUAGCUGGAACAGCAUUUGAUUUUAGUCUCCGCUCAUAUCCAGCUGCUUCGGUGAGCUCUUUCAUAAGUUGUCGUCGACUAAAAGCCUCGUACGUGGUAGGAGAGCCUCGAACGCAAUAGGAGAAAAAUGGCAAGAACAAACCCUUGGGUCUUUGGGAAGUUUUGUCAGUCUACAGGCAUUUUCCCAAACCUUUCUCCUCUUCUUGUCAAUAGGAAAUCUGUGGAGACUCACAUCACGCCUUCUUGUUUCCAUUUGACUGGAAAUUGCAUCCAAAAGCAGCAAAUCGUGGCAUUUUACUUAGCGAGAUAAGGCUGCAAUACACAAUACAAUUGCUGUACACAAUUGGAAGAGUCCCAUUUACGUCAUGGCGCCAACUAUCGGUCGAAAUAUGUACUAAAUACUAUGAAAUAUUGCCAUUGAAUUAACAUUUUAUGUUUCUAACAACAUAUUUUAGUACAAGAGAACAAUAGUGGUUUAUUAGAGCCUACAUGUCUUUAAGAUCGAGGAUCUCUUUAACAAUUAUCAGGUGUAACCCAUCCCGUUUUUCAAAGUCAAAAUUUCUUUGCAGGAAUUUGAUCCUCCAGUAAAUUUCUUCCCACUCAGCCACCCCUGUUGAACUGCAUUCAUAGAUUUCUUAUUUGGGAAAUGCACAACUUGUUCUUCCAUUCAUACUCAGCAGGGCAUCCCAGAAUAGAUUGAGUAUAUAUUUUUAGAUGACUGGACACACAGAGAGCUGCCUUGCUUUUGUUUUAACUUCAGAAUUGUUUUCCCCUCUGUCAGCCUCUGAGCAUUCGUUCAGUUUUCGUGCCGCUCGUUUGAAUCCGUCAAUGUCGGGUAUUUCACCUCACGGUCGUAUUGACCCACUGGAUGGGCUUUUUUUUUCUGUCUUUACAGGUGUAUCCCACUGUCGCUCUUUAAGGAAACCAAAGCAAACCUGUUGUUUUUCCUCAAUUUUUCUACUCCGUUUUGGUGGAAUGUAUAUUCUAUUGGGUCUCUGACACACCUGACUCCUAUUACUUGUUGCACCUCGGUGUUGCUUGUAACCUAACUGGUUUGCAACGAACUGGGACCAAGCUAUAUUAGUUGGAAGUGCACAGCAGAUUGAAAUUCCUCUGUGCGCAAACAAGUUUCUACGAGCGCUUGCUGUUUGAGGAUGUGCCUUCGUGCGAUUUUAAACGGAACAAAUGUGUGCUACCAGGUAUCCUGCAGGCAUAAGAUCUAAGUUCAUGGGAGUUUUUAUUCCCCCAGAACAAAAAAAAAAAAAAGCAUUUGCUCUGUCCUGACUCACCAAGGAUUCUUUUCAUUCUGUCAUAAUCUUGGCUUGGGUUGACUUGGAUGUGUUGACGUUGACAUGGUUUACUGUCAGGCUUUUAUCAGUUAUUCAUUUUACCCGUAAAUAUUUUAUUCAUGGCAUUCCAGUUAUUAUUGCUUUUCCAGAUUCAAAUGUUUUAAGUAUGCCAAACCACAGUGAUAAGAUGUGUUGUUUGAACAAAAGAAAACGUGAACUGCUUCUUAAAUAAAACGUUUUUUCUUUUUUUCCAAA